Messenger RNA from Anguilla rostrata (American eel), 2260 nucleotides. It is a transcript of the gene iyd, whose product is annotated as iodotyrosine deiodinase. The transcript is spliced from 5 exons. Bases 1064 to 1948 code for a protein of 294 amino acids. Gene Ontology annotation, cellular component: plasma membrane. The record is from RefSeq and is a predicted model, not a curated record. Gene Ontology annotation, molecular function: oxidoreductase activity. Lineage: Eukaryota; Metazoa; Chordata; Actinopteri; Anguilliformes; Anguillidae.
CCCUGUCUGAAGACCCUCCCAGUCAGCAAGAGUCUGAUUUAAUUAUCAUCUCCUAGUGUCUUUGGUAAAAUAAUUUAUGCCCCCUUGGGAAGCUAGAGUCUGUGGACUUGUAUAGGUAAGGGUUUGUCAAAGAAAAUGUCAUGUGACAGUUUGCCUUAGGUCCAGGUUCAGUCUUACCUAAAUGGAACUUGAGUAGAUGUGCUGGGUUUUUCUUUUUUUUACUCAGCAUUAAAUUGAUUUUAAUUACAGCAGUUUAUUACACAGUUAACUCACUUCACCUGGUUUCUUGGGUGUGAACUGGUUGCUGCUUGCAACGUGAAAUCAAAAACCAACAGACCCUGUUAUUUUUAAAGAUUUUUCAUACUUUUCCCACCCACUUGCGGGAGACCUUGAUUUUAUUUUCUGAGAUUUAAGUUGAUUUUUGUCAGAUUAAUAUGAUUUUUGGCUUUGUACAAAUAGGCUAAUGCCCACCACGUCCUUCAAGCAGAGGACAUUUCCUUUCAUCGAGUUAAAAUGAUAAUAUCGUAUAACCAGAUCAUAGAAAUAUCAUAAUGUGGAACAGUAGCCUGGAGAAUAGACAGAUAUGGAAAGCUCGAUAAUUUUUCAAUUAUUAAUUACACAGAGUAACUGCCAAACAGUGUGCUGUCUUGAACAAUAUAUAAUAGGCCUACUUGUUAUUGUUGAACGACUUUCCCUGAAGAAAGGUGCACUGUUAUUCUUUCCAAAAUAAAAUGACUCGUAGUAGACUUGUAGUUUUUCUGUGUUGUUAACGGUAUUUAGCAAUAGCUUUGUAGCGGUUGUAACUGUACUAACUGUAGACCACUGUUCGCGCGCUUAUUAGAGCUGCCAGUAAAGAAAGUCUGAAAUGUUUUCAAUUUUGAAACUUUCGUUGCUUCGACUCAUUUACACCCCGGAUCAAUCCGUUGUUUGGCAUACUUGUUUGAUUACGACCGAAAACUGAAGGCUUACCUCAAAAGACCGACGUACAUUAACAGUAGGAGGUGCCAGUUUGUCAGAGUUUUCAGUUAGAAGCGUGGAUUCCUUUUGACUGGGUUCUGCUGCUAUGGCGCUGUUUUCCUCUCUGACACCUGUGCUCGUGGCAGUUUUAUGCGUCGUUGUCGUCGCCCGUUUUUUCAAAAGUUUUCAGAAGAAACACAAGGAAACAGACACCGACGCCAAGUCCGCGGUGAAAUCCAGGCCGUGGGUAGACGAGGACCUCCAAGACGACACAGAAAUCAACACCAAAGAUGAAGCGGAAGGUGAAGACUGGGCGCCCAGCGAGGAGGACGUCCCCCACGUACCCUACGCCCCCCCGCGGUACCCCUCUGACGUCAUGCUGCAGCGCUCGCAGGAGUUUUACAAGCUGAUGAACGAGAGGAGGUCCGUCCGCUUCCUCAGCCCCGAACCGGUGCCCCGCGAGGUCAUCGACUACGUCGUGCGAACCGCAGGGACGGCCCCCAGUGGGGCUCAUACAGAGCCCUGGACCUUUGUGGUCGUGGCGGACGCCGAGGUCAAGCACCAGAUCCGUGAGAUUGUGGAGCAGGAGGAGGAGAUGAACUACAGGCAGAGGAUGGGAGACAAGUGGGUCAGUGACCUACAGAGGUUGAGGACAAACUGGAUUAAGGAGUACCUGGACAUCGCUCCCUACCUCAUCCUGGUGUUCAAGCAGACCUACGGGCUCAAGGGCAAUGGCAAAAAGAAGACACACUACUACAAUGAGAUCAGCGUGUCUAUAGCCUGCGGAAUCCUACUGGCUGCACUAAAGAACGUCGGCCUGGUGACGGUGACGUCGACGCCCCUGAACUGCGGCCCGCAGGUGAGGCUCCUCCUCCGCCGGCCGGCCAAUGAGAAGCUCCUGGUGCUCCUGCCCGUUGGGUUUCCCGCCAGCGACGCCACGGUGCCCAACCUGACCCGGAAGAACCUGGAUGACAUCAUGGUGUUCGUGUGACGCUGACCCCGGACGCGUGUGUGUGGCUGGUAAAAACAUGACCUCACGUAUCAUGACCUUGUGAUACAUCCAGCAGCUCGUGUACUAAGAAGAUAAGAGCGACUAUGUGUUGAUUCAAAGCUUAAAAGGAUGUAAACUGCUAAGCAGUUCAAGCAACUUUUAUUGUUCUUGCUUUCCACUCAAAUCAAGAUCCUCUCUGUAAGCCCAAUCAAAAUGUAUUACAUGUCUUAUUCUCUUAAACACAAAUUCAGUAAGUGCUGCUGAAAAUUGUAAUUAAAAAAAUUAAUAAAUAACGGGCGGUAUCUCCCCGUG